Messenger RNA from Xenopus laevis (African clawed frog), 3424 nucleotides. RefSeq names its product SERTA domain containing 3 L homeolog (gene sertad3.L). Lineage: Eukaryota; Metazoa; Chordata; Amphibia; Anura; Pipidae. The transcript has 2 exons. Gene Ontology annotation, biological process: positive regulation of DNA-templated transcription. Gene Ontology annotation, cellular component: nucleus. The record is from RefSeq and is a predicted model, not a curated record. The coding region runs from base 182 to 1300 and encodes 372 amino acids.
ACGAUCUUGCGAGAUGAGGUUUGUUGAGUCUGGAUUCGCUGUGCGGCGGGAUUCAAGGAGCUAGAGAUUUAUGGCGCUGCGGGACUUUUAAACAGCGAUCUGGGACUGCGGGCUUUUUUUUUUUUUUUUUUAAUGAAAAUCUGGACUAUCCCGGGAGAAGCGGGACUGUUGGGAGCUGGCCAUGCCUACCCGGGGCAUAAAAAGAAAACUUCCUGAAUGGGAGGAUAUUGGCAUGGAUGGAUUCUUGGCAUUUCGUCCCGAUUCCUAUCCUUAUGUUCGACAGUCCUUGCUAAACUUGUCACUGGAGAAGUUCAACAAGGGUCGUAUGAUGGUGGAGCCAAGUCUCAGACGCUAUGUCCUUAUCGCUAAUACUCUUCAUAUUAUCCAAGAUGAGAUCAGGAGGGAGAAUAACUACACCUCUCCUGUGGCAGAGGCAGGAGUUAAUGGUGCAUAUGACCAGGCCCUUGGAGAUGCAGUAGGGGUGAAUGCAACAAUGGAAAAUCGCUUCCCACUCCUAGCUGAAGAACUUGAUAAUAUUUUACCAACUAUGGAUGAUGAUUUCUCUGUGUCUGCUGCCAUUGCUAACAUUCUGAAAGAGCUGGAGAAUGUGCUGGAUGAAGGUUGUCCUCAAAAUCUCCAGCGUUUGUCACUCAGUCAAAAUUUAGAGUCAAAAAUUGCAUUUGGAAACAGUAUCUGUCCCCAAAAUGCACAGCAUCAAAGCAGCUCCAUUGAAACAGUGAAGGAUGUAUUAGGCAGGGAGGCAACACUUAAUUCUAGCUCAGGGUGCAAAGAAGAGAAUAAAGAGAUAGAGUUGAUAACAGAAUUGGUGUUGUCUGCUGCUUGUUCUGAAACUCUUCAAGAACUCCCGGUAGCUAUGGACACAUCAAUGUUAGAGACAGCAUCUUCUAAAGACUUGUCAAAUAGUUCUCUUGUUGCGGCCCCUGUGCCCAUGGACACUUUAGUCUCCAAAGAUAUGCCAACUCACUCUGAAAACAUGCAGCAGAAUUCUUCUGAAACACCUUUACAAUGUUUAAAACCCAAGGAAUCCGUUUUUGGAAGCUUUGAAAUUAUGAGUUCAAGCUACCUCAAUGACGUCUCCUUCGAUGACCCUUUUUCAGAUAUAGACACCUCCGUUUUUGAAAAAGAGAUGCCUGCCAUAGUUGGCUCCAGUAGCCGCCUCUCCGCUUCAGAAGACUGCUGGUUUCCAUCUGCCUGUAAUAGUCCAUCUUUCAACUCCAACCAAGGUAUCAGAGACUGCAAUGACCUUGACAACAUCAUUGAGAUUCUUGUAGGGUCCUGACAUCUUAUUAGCCUUAUUUCUCUACUCCAACCCUCGGCAUUAAAACACUGUGAAUUGUUUCUGUACCUCUUCUAAAAUCAAGCUAGCAAUCGGUUAGCUGAGGGGAAGGAGGAUUCUAAGCAAUAGCAAAUUUGCACAUAGACUAAUAUCCCUUACUGGUCAACUUCUGUUCAAAGCAAGAGUAGUGCCUCCUGCCAGUGAAAGGUGGUGUUCAUGUUUACAAGAGCAAUGGAUUGCUUCUUUACAUACUGUGGCUCAAUGUUGCUGAUUUAUGGCUAGCCAUUGCCUCCUUUUUUAUGUUUUGUUUUAAUGUCAUUCUUUACUCGGGAGGUAUUGCUGUGAAACUCUGGGCUAUUCCACAUUGUCUUCUAUGAAGAUACUAUUUUAAAAUAUUUAUUUAGGUAUCUGUCUUUUUAUAUAAGUAUCUACUUUUAAAAGUGUUUUUCUGACCAUGGCUUUCUGGAAGGCACAGCUUCCAUUCCUCACUAUGCACCAUAUUUCCUAUACAAUUUGCAAGAGUUUUUAUUUAUACCUUUAUUGCGUUAUUUAUUUUUAUACAGUUGGGGUUUUUUUUUUUUCCAAUGGUUCAUGUGUCAGGUCUACUGAAUUUUCAUUUUAUGUCUGUGUCUUCUUUUCUGUCUUGCCUUCAAUAGGGACCUGCUGUUAAUGUCAUGAGUUUAUCUUAAUUCUUGCUAGAACUGGAGGAUAUCGGGUACCCUAUGAUUUGGGUACCAUUUCUAACUGUUUUAUGACAAUUUUAGAUCUUCUAAAAUCCCAUUUUGGGGAAUACAUUAUAAAUACAAUGCAGAAACAGUUUAAUUCUGAGUAAGCGUCUUCCAACAGACGCUUACUCAAAACUCAGUUUGCAGCCUCUUGUUAAGGACAUUACAAUUUAUCACUUGCGCUGUACCUUUUGCCAGCAAGAUCUUUGCAGUCCUCUUUUGAGACAACUUGUUGACAAAUCAAAACAUCAGGUCAUAGUGCUGUCCCACAGCCACUUCAGUGUUUUUCAUAUGUACUUUCCGUUAGUAGCCUUUUUCGGAACACUUUUCUGACUGUGAGGCUGAAUCCUUUGCGGAUAGAAGUCUAUAAGGGCAAUGGCAAACAGAGACUUCAGGUGUUCUACCUGCCAUGUGUUUUUAGUAUACAGAAGCCAUAGACCUACAUGUGGAUCACCAGAAAGCAGUGCAUGUUCUUGCGCAAGAAUCGCCUGAUAAACUAGUGAUUUUAAUCGAUCUCAUAGUGGCAGGUGGACGACAAUUUCUGUAAUUCUGGCUAAUGUACAAACUGGCCCUGAGUGGCAUUGCCCUAAAAGUGUUAUUCAACUCAGAAUAAAAUGAGCUUUGUUCAAAUCUAUCUUAAUUUAAAUGUAAUUGUAUCUAAGAACUGUGGAUUUUGCAAUGUGCAUGUAAUAUAAAAGCUCAAUGAAAUACCUCAAGAAGCAACGGUUUCUAAUCUCUUGUGGAAUAUAAAGCCAUGUUAAACCUUUAAAAUUGCUUGGGCACCUCAAUGCUAGAUUUUAUAGAGACCUCUCUGACUCUCCCAAGACUUAUUGUUUUCUUUUGCAACAUUGUAGAACCAGAAGCAUUGGGUCAAACGGACUUCAAAAAAGGGGGAAAAAGCCCUAAUGUUUCUGAAAGCCUCAAGAUUUCCCAAAUUUUAUCUUCAUAAUCCGAAUUUACUGAUCAUUCCAUGUAUACAAGUAUUGUUUUGUUCCUGUUAGUAUUACUUCGGUAAGAUUUAUUAUAUCAGGUGCUGUGGUUUUACAAAUAAAGUUGCCAAGGCAUAUUGGGCUUUUAGGAUGAAGUUGUAGAGCAUGUGCCUGUGGUUUGAGCAAUACAAAGGUAGCAGCAAAAGUCCCAUAACUAAAUACCCACAUCUUUAGAGACAAAUAACCUGAAACUUUCCAUUAUGAUAUGAGAAUAUUGCCCCCUAUUUAGUUUAUUAUUUGGAAUGAGGCUUUAAAUAGGAGUUGCAUCCUGUUUCACUUUGCACAUUUUAUAGGGAAAUGUAUUUAAUUUCAUUGUGUGUCUUGGUUUUUGUUUUAUGCAAUGUGUACAGAUGGGUGAGUAUUUUGUUAUGUAUUUUUGCUAACUUAACAAAAUAAAAGGUAAAAACCCAUAA